UGGGCAACCAACUGGUACCAAGCCAGCGUCCAUGGGGGCCGCUAUUAUGGUGGCGGAACUUCGAUAACCGACUAGACCAACAACUGUGGAAUGCAGCGAAGAGUGGGAACCUCCAGAAGGUGCAGCGGUGUAUUCGGCAAGGGGCCAACCUCAAGUGGAAAGACCCAGAGUAUGGAGAUAGCUCACUAACUUGGAAGCAAGAGACGAUACUAUGGAUGGCUGGAGCCGACCUCUAUGUGAUGAAUGCGGUAGCAACAACAGCAACGUAUUAGGCCAUCAUCUGGAACUAGGGUGGAUAUAGUGCCCUCCACGUCGCCUCAGAAAGAGGACAUUUGGAUAUUGUUAAAGCGUUGUUGGACCAUGGUGCCGACCUCCACGCGACUAAUACUACUACAGGAUAUUCCCCACUCCACCUUGCCUUAGAAAAUAAGCAUUUGGAGGUUGCGAAAGCGUUGUUGGGUCAAGGCGCUGACCUCCACGUGACUACCACUGAUGAUGGACAAACGCCACUCCACUUCGCCUCAAAAAAUGGACAAUGGGAACUGGUGAAGGAAAUGGUGGCUCUUGGUGCCAACAUCAAUGCGACUGAUAAGCAUGGAAAAACACCACUCCGUAACGCCUCCGAACGUCAAUAUUCGAACGUGGUGAAGGAGUUGGUGCUACUUGGCGCCAAUAUUCGUGCGAUUGAUGAGAAUGGAUGGACCAUACUCCACCAAGCCUCGUACUCUGGACAUUUGGAUAUUGUGAUAGAGUUGGCGGGCCAUGGCGCCGAUAUCAACGAGACGGAUAAGCUUGGCCGAACCCCACUCCACUUGGCCUCUGGCAGUCUAAAGGGCGAGGACGUUGUGCAGUGGUUGUUGGGUGCGGGGGCAGACGUAACAAGUAAGGCCAAGGAUGGACGCACUGCUCGUGAUGUGGCUAUGAAAAUGCGAUAUUGGAGAACUUUGAAAGUAUUUUCACAGCACGAGCAGGCAAUGUUAAUUGAUCGAGCAAUCUCCAGCUUUUGUUCUGGCGCCUACGAGUUGGCCUUCAAAGAUGCAAACCAAGCCAUGUCAUCGUCUGGAAAGAAGAAUGUGUCCCCGUUUGCCGGGCUGGGGGAAGCUUUUCUUCACCGAGACCAGUACUGCGUAGCUUUGGCUGCGUUUGAAAAGGGGCUGGAAACGAACCCAGAUGAUGUGGAUUGCAUGGUGGGCAUCCACGACACGAACGAGUCCGUCAACGUUGCCAGUGCGUUUGGAGUGCCUGACAUAUGGGCUGUCUUGGCCAAAGACCCUCACACACUGAAUCUCCUCCGAGCCAAGUCGUUCAAGGCUCUUAUUCAGGCUGUUCGAGACCAUCCCAGUCAAUACCGCCGGUAUAAGGAGGUAUUGGUGAAUGUAUUGGCAAUCCUCCAGAAGCACCGCCAGUCCAUUGGACCUCCGACCGCCGCCCCCAUCCAGCCGACAAUACCUUCGCAACCCAAGGCUGUCACCUCCAAACCCGUAGUCCCUAUAUAUGCUGCAAAAGUGGCAGACGAGGCAAUACGACUGGCACUUGUGAACAGUUCGACCUUCAUCAAGGGGGGUCGCAGCGCUCGUGUCAUUGUUGGGGCGGACGAAAAAGGUCUGUGAAGAGCUUUCUCGAGUGCCUUUCAAGUCUGGCCAUGUCGUGAGUAGGAAUGGCAGCCGCAAUAUAACAUGGUGGAAUGUCCAG
Messenger RNA from Aphanomyces astaci, 1692 nucleotides. RefSeq lists its product as hypothetical. Gene Ontology annotation, molecular function: protein binding. Gene Ontology annotation, cellular component: T-tubule. Bases 555 to 1610 code for a protein of 351 amino acids. Gene Ontology annotation, biological process: regulation of cardiac muscle contraction; protein localization to T-tubule. The record is from RefSeq and is a predicted model, not a curated record. The transcript has 13 exons. NCBI's taxonomy places the organism in Eukaryota, Oomycota, Saprolegniomycetes, Saprolegniales, Verrucalvaceae.